Cucumis sativus (cucumber) is the source of this 3343-nucleotide messenger RNA. Its product is annotated as homeobox-leucine zipper protein HDG5. The record is from RefSeq and is a predicted model, not a curated record. Gene Ontology annotation, molecular function: lipid binding; DNA binding; DNA-binding transcription factor activity, RNA polymerase II-specific. NCBI's taxonomy places the organism in Eukaryota, Viridiplantae, Streptophyta, Magnoliopsida, Cucurbitales, Cucurbitaceae. Gene Ontology annotation, biological process: regulation of DNA-templated transcription. The transcript has 12 exons. The coding region runs from base 302 to 2740 and encodes 812 amino acids.
AACACCAAAUUUCUUCUUCUUCUUCUUCUUUCUUGGCUUCUUCUUCUUCUUCUUCUUUCUUGGCUUCUUCUUCUUCUUCUUCCUCUUUUUGUUUUUCCAUUGGGUUUGUCUUUCUUUCUUUUCUUACUAUCCAUUACAAAACCACCGACAGUGGAGAGACAAGAAGGUGAGUGUGGUCUAAAAUCCAAGUGUUCUAUUUUUAUAUAAUAAUAUAUAUAUUAGCUUUUGGUGUUGUUCUUGAGCAAUAUAUAUUGUUAUAUAUAAAAAAUAUAAUAGUUAUUUUAGGGUAAAGUGAAAAAAAAUGUAUGGGGAUUGCCAAGUGAUGUCAAGCAAUAUGGGAGGAAAUAUGGUUUCCACUGAAUCUCUCUUUUCUUCUCCAAUUCAAAACCCUAAUUUCAAUUUCAUCUCCAAUUUUCAACACUUUCCUUCCAUUGUACCGAAGGAAGAAAAUGGGUUGAUGAUGAGAGGAGGGAAAGAAGACAUGGAAAGUGGGUCUGGAAGUGAACAACUUGUUGAAGAAAAUCAAGGAAUUGAAAUGGAAAGUAAUAUUAAUAAUAAUGAUAGUAUUACUCAGCAGAAUCAGAAGAAAAAACGCUAUCACAGACAUACUGCUCGCCAGAUCCAAGAAAUGGAAGCGUUAUUUAAGGAAUGUCCACACCCAGAUGAUAAGCAAAGGCUAAAACUCAGCCAAGAACUUGGCCUCAAACCUCGCCAAGUUAAAUUUUGGUUCCAAAAUCGUAGAACCCAAAUGAAGGCACAACAAGAUAGAUCCGAUAAUGUGAUACUUAGAGCAGAAAAUGAGACAUUAAAGAAUGAGAAUUAUAGAUUACAAAGUGCCCUAAGAAACAUAAUAUGCCCUAGCUGUGGAGGGCAGGGUAUCCUUGGUGAACCAAGCUUGGAUGAACAACAGCUUCGUCUUGAGAAUGCUAGACUUAGAGAUCAGUUGGAACAAGUUUGCUCUAUGACCACAAGAUACACUGGCCGCCCAAUCCAAGCAAUGGCAUCAGCAGCUCCUCCUCUUAUGCAACCAUCAUUGGAUUUGGACAUGAACAUAUACUCAAGACAAUACACUGAGGCCAUGGUUCCGUCCUCUGACAUGAUGGCGUUGCCCUCGAUGCUCCCACCUGAGGCCGCCCACUUCCCAGAAGGAGGCCUGUUAAUUGAGGAGGAGAAAACACUUGCAAUGGACCUUGCUGUUUCGUCCAUAGCUGAACUUGUGAAGAUGUGUCGCUUGACCGAGCCUCUUUGGGUUCGAGACAAUGAGAGCGGUAAGGAAGUUCUAAAUGUUGAAGAGCAUGGGAGGAUGUUUCCAUGGCCAUUGAACCUCAAGCAACACUUGAUCAAUGAGUUUAGGACCGAAGCAACACGUGAUAGCGCGGUUGUUAUAAUGAAUAGCAUCACUCUUGUUGACGCCUUUCUCGAUGCUAACAAAUGGAUGGAAUUGUUUCCUUCAAUUGUGGCCAAAGCAAAGACUGUGCAAGUCAUUUCAUCAAGUGUUUCAGGCCAUGCCUCUUCUUCCCUUCAGGUGAUGUAUGCAGAACUUCAGACACUUUCUCCUCUAGUUCCGACGAGAGAAGCACAUUUUCUCCGGUGCUGCCAACAGAAUGCCGACGAAGGAAGCUGGACCGUCGUUGAUUUUCCAAUCGAUAGCUUCCAUGACAGUCUUCAGCACUCAUUUCCCAGAUACAGAAGAAAGCCCUCUGGCUGUAUUAUUCAAGACAUGCCCAAUGGAUAUUCUAGGGUUACAUGGGUGGAGCAUGCAGAGAUAGAAGAGAAGCCAAUCCAUCAAAUAUUCAAUCAUUUUGUGCACAGUGGAAUGGCCUUUGGGGCAAAUCGUUGGUUGGCCAUUUUACAAAGACAAUGUGAGAGAAUUGCAAGUCUCAUGGCUAGAAAUAUUUCUGACCUUGGAGUAAUACCUUCACCAGAGGCAAGACAAAACCUAAUGAAACUGGCACAAAGAAUGAUCAGAACUUUCUCUGUCAACAUAAGCACCUCCGGUGGCCAGUCCUGGACAGCGUUAUCGGAUUCUCCCGAGGAUACUGUUCGUAUAACCACUCGAAAAGUUGUCGAGCCUGGCCAACCCAAUGGGGUUAUUCUUAGCGCUGUCUCCACUACUUGGCUUCCUUAUCCUCAUUAUCGAGUCUUCGAUCUUCUACGAGACGAACGACGACGUUCUCAGCUGGAGGUUCUUUCGAAUGGGAAUUCCUUGCACGAAGUUGCUCACAUUGCUAAUGGCUCUCACCCUGGAAACUGCAUCUCCCUUCUUCGUAUCAAUGUGGCCAGCAACUCCUCCCAACAUGUUGAGCUGAUGCUGCAGGAGAGUUGCACAGACCAAUCUGGCAGUCUCGUUGUCUACGCAACAAUUGACGUUGAUUCAAUUCAAUUAGCAAUGAGCGGAGAAGACCCCUCCUGCAUUCCCCUCCUCCCCAUAGGAUUUUCCAUCGUACCCAUCAUCGGGUCAACCAUCGACGGACAUCCAGCACCGCCACCCGAGGAUGGUACUCCAAAUCCCAACUCUGGUUGCCUCCUUACCGUUGGCUUACAAGUUCUAGCCAGCACCAUCCCAUCCGCGAAGCUCAACUUAUCAAGUGUAACUGCCAUCAACAACCACCUCUGUAACACGGUGCACCAAAUCAACAUUGCUCUCGGCGGCCCAGGUCGUUUGGAGAACGACAACGUGGUGGCUGAGCCGAAUAAUCCACCGACACCACCACCGCCGCCGCCCCCAUCCAAGCAGUAAGCUAGGAAAGAAUAUGAAACUGGAAGUUAGCUGCCAAUUACCCAAAAUCUCCCUCCCUCAUGAGCCACCCUCGACGUAGAAUAUUCCAAGGACAUUAACUAUGGGGUAAGUACUUGAAAAGAGAAAGGGAUAAGUAGGGUUUUUGAGUGGGAGAUUGUGGAUAAUUGGUGGCGAGAGAGAGAGAGAGAGAGAAGGCAAAUUAGUAUUUUAAAAAAGUGUAAUUAUUAUUAUUAAUUAAAAAAAUAUAGGAGUAGUUUUUGGGAGGUAAAUAAGGUAAGUGAGAGAGAGAGAGAGGAGAGAUUAGGGGUAAAUUAAAAUUAAUGUGUGGAUUUGGAUGUGGAUUAGGGUUUAGAGGGUAAUGUUGUUGUGGGAAGUCAAGAACGCACCAGAUAAAACCCUUGGUAUCUCUGACGUGGCUGUCACAAAGUGUGGGGGCCAUGCCUAGUCAGCAAGGGUGUUGGUUCGGGCAUUGACUUCUUCUCCUUAAAUUAUGUGUCAGUUUGACAGACGACGUCGUUCGACUUUUCCCUUUUUCAAUUCUUAUUUUCAAAUUCUUAUUAUUAUUAUUAUUAUUAUGACUCUCAAUUUAAUGCUUCCAAUCAA